AUGACACCGAAACUGCACAAAAGUUUUAAAAAGGGACUUUACAUCGUUUCGCUGGUACAUCAAAAAGGGAAAGUCCUGGUGACUGGCGAAGAUGUUCUACCAACCAUCGAAAUACAAUGUGAACAGACCCCUUCUUCCGUUGCUCUGAAAUCUGAUUUCUACUGGCUCUCCAAAGUUAUCUGCAACUGGUCAAAUGUGAAACCUUUGAAGAAUAUUUUUGAAAGGCCGUCGACAAUUACUGAUUCUCUACAUUUCAGAUCAUGCCUGCUUCAAUCUGUUUAUCAGAUGCAGAAAAUUGUCGGUUAUGAGGAUUUGGGCAACCUGCAUUAUCAGAUUUUAAACGAUCCAAACAGUGGUUCGCAAAUUUUUCUUUUCAUUAAAAACCUCCCUGACGACCUUCGAGUGACGUCAUCGCUAAAAUGGGGAUCAGUCAACAAAUUAAUAAAGAAAAAAAUGAACAGUUUCGAAAAAAGUGAAGAGAAAGCAGAACAAGCGCAAAUGGACACAAACACAAUGGACUACAUCACUGCCAACAUUCCGGAUCUUGUUUCAUUCAACGAUUCUUGCGUUACCAGACUGCCUCGAGGUCUCUACAUUGGAUACGUAAAACUAACGUCAUACAUCGAUCAACUGAGAAUCAUCGUUCCCGACAAUCUCUCGAAUGUCUUUCCGUUCGUUCAAGUUAGAAAUAAUGCGAAGGUUUCGAGCGAGGAAUGGGACUCACUCAUCAAUUUGACAGCAACACCAACCAAAUUAAACAAAGUUGACAGCACGCUGCAGCACAAUUUCAUCAACCAGUUAUACGAAUCAUCGUUGGAGCUCAUGCGAGAUGUUGGCGUGCCUGAGGAAGAUUUUCUUGAACACAGAGUUUAUAUGAAUGAGGUGUUCGAAUUUAGUAGCGAAGUUUCAUUCAUUUUGCUGAUGCCAAACUUCAAACAAGUUUGUUCUGGCCUUGGAGAAGAAGAGAAAACAAUUCCUGGCCACAUAUCACUGCCUCUGCAACAGUUUGAAAUAUAUCACAUGAAAACAUAUCACCCGGACCUAACAAAAAGAUACGCUCUCUUAUCAACACUGCUGGAAGCCGAAGUCGGAGUAACAAACCAUUUAAUUCGUCAGGGGGUAUCCAGUGAUGACGAAAUGAAACUGAGAAAUGAAAUUCAAAUUUUGAAUCAGCAGCAAAAAAAACUGGACGAUGCGUGGAAGAGUAUGAGAUGGAUAGCUGAAGUCAUCGGAAAUGCACGUGACUCCAAGAGUACAUCCUGCUUAGCACUGGAGAAUUUGAGGUCGAGGUUGAACAGCCCGGAAGACGGUAGCGAUGCAUCAUUAACAUCUACCGACACUAAUUUAACGUUCACAUUUUCAACGAACCUUUCAGAAGAUGUAGUUAUUUUAGCUGCAAUGCUAACUACAAAUCAGAUCAGUGAAAAAAUGAAAAAUUAA
Helobdella robusta is the source of this 1440-nucleotide messenger RNA. RefSeq lists its product as hypothetical. NCBI's taxonomy places the organism in Eukaryota, Metazoa, Annelida, Clitellata, Rhynchobdellida, Glossiphoniidae. The record is from RefSeq and is a predicted model, not a curated record. The coding region runs from base 1 to 1440 and encodes 479 amino acids. Gene Ontology annotation, biological process: establishment of mitotic spindle orientation; regulation of establishment of bipolar cell polarity. Gene Ontology annotation, cellular component: spindle. The transcript is spliced from 3 exons.